This is a messenger RNA of Chinchilla lanigera (long-tailed chinchilla), 1155 nucleotides long. RefSeq names its product mitogen-activated protein kinase 1-like. Gene Ontology annotation, cellular component: cytoplasm; nucleus. Gene Ontology annotation, molecular function: ATP binding; protein serine/threonine kinase activity. Lineage: Eukaryota; Metazoa; Chordata; Mammalia; Rodentia; Chinchillidae. Gene Ontology annotation, biological process: protein phosphorylation; intracellular signal transduction. The record is from RefSeq and is a predicted model, not a curated record.
AUGCUUCAGCAGUUCUCCGCAGAUUAUGUGCUGGGCACUGCUGAUUACCGGAUAGUUGGGUCAAUAAUAAGAUCCACGCUUUUCCAGAUUGCGGAAUCUCAUUAUGUACGUCAUCGUGUCUUACUGUUAUAUUUCUGUCGCUUGAAGGAAGAAGGAAGAAAGCCACGUGCGAGUGUAAUGCUGGAACUGAAGCUUGAGUCGCAGGCAGUGGCUCUGCAUAUCACAGUAGCAAAGAAGGAGCAAGUAGCUAUCAAGAAAAUCAGUCCUUUUGAAAACGAGGCUUACUGCCAGAGAACCCUGAGGGAGAUAAAAAUCUUACUUUGCUUCAGACAUGUGAAUAUCAUUGGCAUCAUUGAUAUUAUCCAUGCACCAACCAUCAACCAAAUUAAAGAUGUAUGAAAAGUAGAGGACCUAAUGGAAACAGACCUUUCAAAAGUCUUGAAGACCCAACAACUCAGCAAAAACCAUCUCUGCUAUUUUCUUUACCAGAUGGUUAAAAAGUUAAAAUAUAUCCACUCAGCUAACAUUCUGCACUGUGAUCUCAAGCCUACAAACCUGCUGCCCAACACCACCUAUGCUUUGAUCAUUUGCAGCAAAGUAUCUGACAUCAUAAUGCUCUGUGACUUUGGUCUGAUCCACAUUGCAGAUCCUGAUCAUGAUUACACAGGGUUCCUGACAGAGCAUGUGGCCACAGGUUGGUACAGGGCUCCAGAAAUAAGGAUUCCAAGGGCUAUAACAAGGGCCAUGACUAUUUGGUCAGUGGACUUCAUUCUGGCAGAGAUGCUCUGCAACGGGCCCAUCCUUCCAGGAAACCAUUAUCUUGACCAGGUGAACCACAUUCUAGGCAUUGGACUGCUGGACAAAAUGUUUACAUUCAAUGCUCACAAGAGGAUUGAGGUUGAACAGGCUCUGGCCCACUCAGAUCUGGAGCAGCACUAUGACCCAAGUGAUGAGCUCAUUGCUGAAGUGUCAUUCAGGUUUGAUGUGGAACUGGAUGACUUUCCUGAGGAAAAUCUCAAAGAACUCCUUUUAGAAGAGACUGUAUUUAUUCCUACCACUGUGUACUGUGGCAUAGAUGUGGUGGUCUGUCUCAAUGCCAUGCCUCCUGACUCCCACACUGCCCUCCGUGAAAAUGCUAUCCAGCAGAUCAUUUAG